Messenger RNA from Magnolia sinica, 1275 nucleotides. RefSeq names its product cell division control protein 2 homolog A. The record is from RefSeq and is a predicted model, not a curated record. NCBI's taxonomy places the organism in Eukaryota, Viridiplantae, Streptophyta, Magnoliopsida, Magnoliales, Magnoliaceae. Gene Ontology annotation, biological process: regulation of meiotic cell cycle; protein phosphorylation; regulation of G2/M transition of mitotic cell cycle. Gene Ontology annotation, cellular component: cytoplasm; cyclin-dependent protein kinase holoenzyme complex; nucleus. The coding region runs from base 62 to 946 and encodes 294 amino acids. Gene Ontology annotation, molecular function: cyclin-dependent protein serine/threonine kinase activity; ATP binding; cyclin binding. The transcript has 9 exons.
GUUUAUUCAUUCUUAUUUGGAUGUUCUUGUGGGUUGUCACAUUUUGUUUGAUCUGAAUUGAAUGGAUCAGUAUGAGAAAGUUGAGAAGAUUGGUGAAGGGACUUAUGGUGUUGUUUACAAGGCUCGUGAUCGCGUGACGAAUGAGACAAUUGCACUUAAGAAGAUCCGCUUGGAGCAGGAAGAUGAGGGAGUACCAAGUACUGCGAUUAGAGAGAUCUCCCUCUUGAAGGAAAUGCAGCACGGCAAUAUAGUCAGGCUGCAAGACGUGGUGCACAGUGAUAAACGCUUGUAUUUGGUUUUUGAGUAUCUAGACCUGGACUUGAAGAAGCACAUGGAUUCUUGCCCAGAACUUUCUAAGGAUCCACGUUUAAUAAAAACAUUUCUGUAUCAGAUUCUUCGGGGUAUUGCUUACUGCCAUUCUCAUAGGGUUCUUCACCGAGAUUUGAAACCUCAGAAUUUGCUGAUAGAUCGACGCACUAAUUCGCUGAAGCUUGCAGACUUUGGAUUAGCUAGGGCAUUUGGUAUUCCUGUCCGCACGUUCACUCAUGAGGUGGUAACGCUGUGGUACAGGGCACCGGAAAUCCUCCUUGGGUCCCGUCAUUACUCCACUCCCGUUGACGUGUGGUCAGUGGGAUGUAUCUUUGCUGAAAUGGUGAACCAGCGGCCAUUGUUCCCUGGAGAUUCUGAGAUUGAUGAACUGUUCAAGAUUUUCAGAGUUUUGGGUACACCAAAUGAAGAAACCUGGCCAGGAGUGACUGCCUUACCAGACUUCAAGUCUGCCUUUCCCAAGUGGCCUUCUAAGGAUUUGGCAACUGUGGUCCCAGAUCUUGAACCGGCUGGAAUAGAUCUUCUUUCUAAAAUGCUUUUCUUGGAACCAAGCAGAAGAAUUACCGCCCGGAAUGCGCUUGAGCAUGAGUACUUCAAGGAUCUUGGGUUAGUACCAUGACGCUUUUCCUCUCUUCUCUUUGUAUAUUAAAUAUCUCGGCGAGUGUGUGGUGAGUCAUAGCAACUCAUAGGUUUGAUUGUGUGUGAGAUGUGUGCUUCUAUAUGUUCUUUUUUGGGUCCUGAAACUGGUUCUUGCAGAAUCAAUUCUUGGGCUUGCCUUCAGUAAGAUUGCUUGAGAAUGAGUCUCUUCUUUCAUUUCUUCAACAGUUUACUAUGUAAUCAUCCAAUUCAGAUUGCUUAGAAGAAAAUCUCUUCUUUUUAGCUUUGAGCUAGACCACAUGGUUGUUUUGUAAUGGAAUUCUUGCAGCUUGCAUUGCCCUUUGCUGUUAA